This is a messenger RNA of Syzygium oleosum, 648 nucleotides long. RefSeq lists its product as uncharacterized. The record is from RefSeq and is a predicted model, not a curated record. The transcript has 2 exons. NCBI's taxonomy places the organism in Eukaryota, Viridiplantae, Streptophyta, Magnoliopsida, Myrtales, Myrtaceae. Bases 247 to 609 code for a protein of 120 amino acids.
UUCGGGUCAAUUCGGUUUGAUUCGGUUUUCCUUUUUUCCGGGCUAUCUCCACACCUCCAAUUGCUCAUCCCCGCCCUCAAAACUUGGAAUGGCAAAACAACCCAACGUCCCACGGUCGCCACAGUGCUUCUUGAAGCGCUCAUCAUCCUCCUUCAUUUGCCUUCUUCAGCAACUUCUUCUUCUCUUGAUCAGAGAAAACCCCCCAAAUCCCACAAUACCUCGUCCUCCUCCAUCCAUUUGAAGCUCAUGCUCUUCCCCUACUUAAUAGCCCUGGCCUCGGUGAAGAGACUGGAUCGUAGUUCGUGGUGGACUUCCGAUGCGAUUUCUCGGCUAGAUUCCGCUUCCGCGGCGAGAAAAUCGCGUCCUCCCCGGACGAAUUCGAGCGUCAACUCCGUCUUGCGAUUGCUCCAAUUCAGGAGUGGUGGUUUGGAGUUUGGAGAGAGGGAAGGAUUUGAGCUUGCAGAAACAGGACUCGAGGUCAGAGGGCAAGGGGAGUUGUCGCCGUUGAAGGAGGAGCCGUUGAUCGCGGCGAUUAUCUCGAGGACGCAGAGGUCCUUGUUCACCCAGCGAUACUCCCACUUUCAUAGUUCGAAAUGCAUCGCACAAUAAGCAUUGACGAGAGUGUAGCAACAAGCAUUGACAACAUUG